Molecule: messenger RNA, 2019 nt
Organism: Orbicella faveolata
Lineage: Eukaryota; Metazoa; Cnidaria; Anthozoa; Scleractinia; Merulinidae
Product: multiple inositol polyphosphate phosphatase 1-like
Molecular function (GO): acid phosphatase activity; inositol phosphate phosphatase activity
Source: RefSeq, a predicted model, not a curated record
UCAUGAACUCUGGAAAACCAUAGAUAGCAGGUAACUUCAUUGUGGUCAAAAUUGGAUAGAUCUAAUUACUGAUCAUGGUUAACAUGAGUUUCGUAUAGCCAUAUAUGGUUGCGCACCUGUUUCAGCACAAGCGGUAUCGUUUUAGAUCAAACUCACAAUAGAUUGAGAUUCCUGAGAUGCUUUACUUCACUUACACAAUUGACUUUGAUUGACUUGCUUAUCUAGACAGCAAUAAAUAGGAAUCUCGGCUUUACUUGCAACUAGUUUUAGCUCACUGAACUGGCCAUUAAUUACUGAAGUCAGUGCAACAUCAUGGCAGAAAACCUAACAUACAAAGUAAUCGUUUGCAUCUUGUUUACACUCCCGCUGCUUUUCCGCGUUCAAGAAGCUAGUGAGCAAUCGAAAUACUAUCGCUUUGGAACAAAAACAGCGUACCACUACGACAAUGCCACGGCUUCCACCCGGAAAUUCCCUGGAGGAUGUCGGCCAGUUCACCUCAAUAUGGUGUUACGACACGGAUCUCGAUAUCCAAGCAAAGGCGACAUAAGAGACUCCAGUGAUCUUCUGACCAAACUGAAGAAAAUCCAUUCUUCACCCGUUUUCCGCUACAAAAACGUGAACAUAUCGUUCAACAAACCACCUGAAUGGGAAGACGCUGAGCCAAAGGAGUUAUCGUCUGCUGGAGAGAAAGAACAAUAUGACAUCGCUAAGAGAUUUCUAUCGCGUUUUCAUGACGUCUUCGACAAGAAAUACUGGAACAAGUAUUACAAGUUCGUUUCCUCAGACAGGCCUCGUACCGCCCGAAGUGCCAUGUCAUUCGCGUACGGACUCUUUGAAGAUAAAGGAAACGUAUCCUCAUCAAACUUCCAACCAGUUGCUAUAACAUUUUCCGGUGACAAGGAUAACGAUAAAUUGCUGCUGCCUUACGAUGCCUGUCCCCGGUACGCAACUGAUGUUGUACACCAAGGCCUGGGAGAGGUAGAGAAGUUCAAUGAAGGCCCGGAAAUAAAGAACCUAACAAAGCGACUUGAGGAGCGACUUCAGAUAACCGGAAAGCUUUCACUGACUUUUGACUUUGUCGAAAAGAUUUUCAGGCUUUGUGCGUUUGGUUUCAUGAAUCGUAGGGACACCAGCUGGUGUUCCCUGCUCGAAGAAGAGGAUAUUAAGGUACUGAAAUAUCAAGGCGAUUUGCAAAACUAUUACGAGCAUUCCUAUGGGAACAAACUCAGCUAUGAGAUAAUCUGCCCUCUUCUCUCCGAUAUCAUCCAAAAUCUGCGAGAUUUCUCCACGAAGGAGACUGAAUUCCACGGUGUAUUUCGGUUUACUUCGUCAGGAACGGUAAUUUCCUUGUUAACAAUGCUUGGACUCUUUCAAGAUACCACACGCUUGCGGGCCGACAACUAUCAGCAGAAUGACAAGCGAAACUUCACGUCAAACCUGGUUCCCAUGUCCGCCAACGUCGCUGUUGUCUUGUACGCGUGCAACUCCACAGAAACGGCGGUAAAGUUACAGGUGUUGGUGAAUGAGGAACCCGUGGCUCUGCCAUGUUGCGAUGGAAAGAUGACCUGCAGCCUCGACGAGUUUCUGUCUUAUUUUAAGGAGACUGUGGAUAGCUGUGAUUUUGAUGAGAUGUGCUCCUUGCCUCUCGUUCCUCCUACAGGCAGUCCAACAACAGCCUUGGCCCAAAUUACUAGUCCGCGGCUAGGCUCAAUUUUUUUAUUGUUAUUAAGUUUUGCCGCCUUUUUUCUUAAAAUCUAAGGAAGACGCAAGUUAGUUUCAUUGGUUGUUAAUGACCAAUACACAAUCAAUAGUGUUAUAAUACACUAUUGAAAUGAUCUUCUGCUUUAUAGAGCAUGAUCCAAACAAAUCCAAUCCACCGACAUUUUAUACGCAGUUGACCCACUUUUUUCCCUUAGAUCCGGAAGAGCAAGAUCUGGAAACUAGCUUAUUUAAUGUAGAAGAGUCUUACAAUAAUUGCACCGAUCAAAACUUUUAAGGGUAGAAGGCAGAAAAAAAAAA